AUGCUAUGUUCUUGCACAACUCCAGACUUUGAAGACCAACAGAGCUAUCGGUUUGGACAAAAUAAGCGCAAGACUGUUAAAAUGUGCGUCUUGUUCAAUCAGCAAGUCUGUACAAAAUUACUUAAUCUUUCCAUCAAGAGCAACCAUUUCCCAAAGAUUUGGAAAUGUGCUAAGGUCACAGCCCUAUUUAAAUCAGGUGAACGUUCCAAUCCUACAAACUAUUGUCCUAUCUCUGUCUUGCCUACUCUAAGUAUGAUCUUAGAGAAAACCGUUCACUCGCAAUUGUAUAGCCACCUAAUUACUAACAACUUGCUCACAAGCAAGCAGUUUGGAUUUCAACAAAGGUACUCAACCAUCAUUGCCCUGACCAACUUUGCGGAUGAAAGUCUGAGUAAUAUGGAAUGUGGAAGGCUUUGUGGAGCUGUAUUUCUAGAUUUGUCGAAGGCAUUCGAUACAGUGGACCACAGCAUCUUACUCCACAAACUUAAAGCGAUGGGUGUGUCAUCUAGCACCAUAGGUUGGUUUGAGUCCUACCUGAGCAACUGGAUGCAACAAACGUCUUGUGGAAAUGAAUUGUCAGACGCUCUUCCUGUCACUUUUGGAGUACCACAAGGGAGCAUUUUGGGCCCACUUCUCUUUCUCAUGUACAUAAAUGAUCUGCCCAGUAUUACCAAUAAAUGCAAUGUUUCCUUGUAUGCCGACGACACAGUCUUAUAUUGCUAUGCCUCAGAUGUCAAUGAUCUUAAAAAAAAUCUUAAUGAAGAUUUACUCAAGUUAGCGAUUUGGUUAAAUGAGAAUAAGCUGACACUGAAUUUAAAUAAAACUCAUCAAUGA
Messenger RNA from Paramuricea clavata, 834 nucleotides. The record is from the annotation of a GenBank genome assembly. Lineage: Eukaryota; Metazoa; Cnidaria; Anthozoa; Malacalcyonacea; Plexauridae.